GCGAAGUCCACAACAUGUCAACUUUUCAGCAUGCCAAAACAUUUAUCUUUGGCUGUGUUUGUUUGUUUAUUUGAUAGAGAUUUUUUCCCCUCUAAUCUUAAACUUAAAAUAAAAUAAAAACCUUUGACCAGUGACCAGAUUAUAAUUUUGUAUUGCAAACAGUUCUUGGAUGUUAAUGAUUAUCCUCAAACUAGCCUUAUAUCUUAUCUUAGCUCUCUCCUUUAACACGAGUCUUCAUGACCACAACAGCUUAGAGGCAAUGUCCACUUCCAGCACAACUGUCAUGGAGAUAUUUCCUUACCAUUAUGGAGACUUUCUCUUGAUACACUUCUGUUAAAACAACAAGAAUGGCCGUUUCACAGGUUUACAAAGUGCUGUGGGGUACAGCCAUAGUUUUUGUGAUUUUAUCUCACUUCAGUCUGGGAUUAUUGUCUGACUACAAGAUCUGUGGAGAUUUUGCAUGUGAAAGCCCAGUGAGCAGAGUGCAGGCAAUCAGGGACCACCAAGGUAAAGACUGCCGUUUCCUGAGCUUCAGAACAGGAGACACCAUUUUUGUUUACCACAAACUGACCGGAAAGAGGGAAGACCUCUGGGCAGGCAGCAUUGGCAGACAGUCUGGUUAUUUCCCAAAGGAUGCAGUGCAAGAGGAGCAGGUUCAUACAACAACGGAGAUAGUAGUGAAAACACAGGAAUCUGAUUUCUUCUGUAUGGAUGAGUUUGGUUAUCCCAUUGAUUCCAGUCUUCUGGACAGUGAUGAUGACAGUGAUGAUGAGAAAACCCAAAACCAGGAGUCAGAAACCACCCAAACCACCCCAUAUACUGACAACACAAAUGCUGAAAGUUCUUCAGCAUCUGAAGUAGAUGUGUCUACAGAACCUCUAGUGUCAGCACGGGAAGAUGAUGGCACAUCAACAGAAGAGGACAGAAGUAAAAAUGUCAGUGAUGCUGCUGUUGGGACUCAGGAGGACACACAGGAGGCUUCUGCAACUCUCAAUGAACAAGGUGGGUCUGCUUCGUCUUCCUGGCUUGGUUCUUCAGUGACAGGAUGGUUAGGUCUGGCUAAGGAGAACGGACCUGGCAAUUUGGCAGAAGGAGAGAAAAAAGAUGAGAGAAAAGAGACACAGGCUGAAGCUUCUCUCACUUCUUCUGUGACCAGAUGGCUGGGGUUGGCAGGAGGAGGAAAAUCUGAUGAUGCUGUGAAAAGUAGAGAAGACAACAGAGAAACUGCUGAUUCUUUCACUUCAACCAUGACAGGAUGGCUUGGUUUUGGAGGAGAGAAAAAAACAGAUGUUUCCACAGACAAAGAGCAGGUUGAAGAAAGAAUAAUUGAUGAAGAACAAGAACCAGCAGAGACAUUCAGGAGUAGGAGAAUGUCUUUGGACCUAGAAGGUAGCCAGUUACAUGAGAAGGAGAAGGAAGAGAGGGGGGCUUUGGAGUGGCUGGGAAAUGGACUGUCAAACACCCUGGGGUUUGGCCUCACCAGUCAGAAUCCAGGGCAAGAGACAACAACUGAACAAGAGGCCGAAGAGACAAUUCAGGAAGAGAAAGAACAGCUAGCAGCUAGUUCUUGGCUUGAUAUGGGGAUCGGAGACAUUUUGGGCUAUGGGAAAGACAACAGUGAAGUUGAUGAGAGCAAAGAAAGAGGUUUUAAAGAGUCAGAUCAAGACAAAACCUUGGAACAAAGAACAGACUCAGAGAAUGUGGAUGCUAGCGAAUCACAAGGUGCGCUGCCAGAGGAGGUAAAGACAGAAACUAGCAAUGAUUCAAAGAUGGAUGAAACUCUGAAAGAUCAAAAUGUUCCAUCAGAGAUGGAGACGGUGCCAGGAUCCACAGAGACAGUCACUACUGACAGUAAUAAUAGAGAUCUACCAGCAGGGACUUCAGACAGUAGCAGGGAUGUUGUAUUACCUGAAGAUGCAGCAUCCAAAGACAGUCAAAAAGAUAUUUCUUCUCAAAACAAGUUAGAGGAAAAGUUCCAAGAUGAAGUUGGAAUGUCUUCACUGCAAGACAGCUUUUUUCAUAAGGGCAGUGAGGACGAAGAGGAGGAUGUUUUAGAUGAUAACAAAAAAGAAACAAACACACUAGAUGCAGAAAUAUCUGCAGAAAUGAAAGAUGAAGAUCAGCAGAUGCCCAAAUCAGCAGAAAAUGUGGGUGAGGAUGAAAAGAGAGAGCCAGAAAAAGAAGAAGCAAACACAGCAAGUGACACUGAUCAGGUUUUUUUGACACAAUCUGACAUCAACUUAGCACCCGACUUCAGCUCUGUGGAUUCACAUUCAAACUCCAGUGGACAAUCUGCUGGUGAGGAAGGCCAAACAGAGGACGAGGUUGAGGAAACUUACAACACAGAGGAAUCCAGCGAUACAUCUGUUAAAGUUGAUGCUAGCAGUAGUGAUCCUGAAGGUGAAGAGAUCAAUAUAGAGAGAGGUGCACUUCAGAGAGAAAGUUCAUCAGAACAAAGUCAAGUCAGUGGUAGCGCAGAAGAGAGCAGUGGAGAGAGUCAGCCUUCUUUGUCAUCGGGCACAGCUGAGGAGAAAAAUGAACCAGCCUCCAAUGAGGAUGACACUUUAACUGUUCACAGUGAUGGAACCAGUGUCCAACAUUUAGAAUCACUGACUAUGGCUGAUAACACGGAGGCAGAGACACGUCAGGGUGAUUCGGGGCAGGAGGAAGAGGGGUUUGAAUCGUCCCAUUCCACUGAUAAAAGUACAGAAAUUAGCUCUGAUGAUGCCUCAGAGCAGGACCGAAGAACAUUUUACACUAGCGGGAGCACAACACAGAUGGAAGACAAUGCAGAUCAGGAUUCUGUGUCUCCACUCAGGCAACAAAGUGACAGUGAUCCACACAUUCUAAAUGAAACUGAGAAAGAUGGCAACCUCCAGCCAGUUCCAACUGAAACAAUAAGGUCUGAGAAGCAUGUUUUGAAUGAAAAAGGUCUGAAUUCAGCUUUAGGUUCUGAAACAGAGACAAAGCAAGCAGAGGACUCAACAGAGGAUUUAAACCAGAGGGAGGAAGAAGUGCUAAAGGAGGGCGAGGAGGAGGUAAAGGCACUGGAAAAGCAGGAGGGAGUAGAGGAGGAAAAGCAAAAUGAUGACGAUCUUCUCUUAAAGGAAGAGGAGAGGCAGAUC
This is a messenger RNA of Scatophagus argus, 3125 nucleotides long. Its product is annotated as melanoma inhibitory activity protein 2-like. Gene Ontology annotation, biological process: protein secretion; vesicle cargo loading; endoplasmic reticulum to Golgi vesicle-mediated transport. The record is from RefSeq and is a predicted model, not a curated record. The transcript is spliced from 4 exons. Gene Ontology annotation, molecular function: protein binding. Gene Ontology annotation, cellular component: endoplasmic reticulum membrane; endoplasmic reticulum exit site. Lineage: Eukaryota; Metazoa; Chordata; Actinopteri; Scatophagidae. The annotation marks the transcript as partial.